CCACUCUUCCAACCAUCAACACAAACCACCAUCAAUUCAGUCAGACAGUUCAAGAAAAUCAACUCUGUUAGAACACCAGCUCUGUUCUUUCAGUAUCGCCACUUCGUAAGUCCAAAACCAAGAAGAAGGAGAAGAGAUGGCUGGUCCGGCGAAGGCGUCGUGGAUGGUGGCGAUGAGCGUGGGCGCCGUGGAGGCCCUCAAGGACCAGGCCGGCCUCUGCCGCUGGAACUAUGCUCUCAAGUCCAUCCACCGGGCAGCCAAGGCCAAGGCCAGCGUCCGCGGCGGCGUCUCGCAGGGCGCCAAGCAGCUUCCGGCCUAUGCUGCGGCGGUAGCGGAGAGGCGGCGAGCGGAGAAGGGCGAGGAGGGGCUGAGGACCGUCAUGUAUCUCAGCUGCUGGGGUCCAAAUUAGUAGAAGCUGCUACUUGGUUGGUAGCAGUAAUACUAGCUAGGUGUGUCUGUGUUUGGUACUAUGGCGUUAAACCACGAUGUAGAAACUUGCUACUUGCUGGCUUGCCUUGGAAUCGCUCAUUGUAAAAACCACGACGAUGAUGAUGGCAAUUUUUUAUUACUUCAGUUCA
Molecule: messenger RNA, 578 nt
Organism: Hordeum vulgare subsp. vulgare (domesticated barley)
Lineage: Eukaryota; Viridiplantae; Streptophyta; Magnoliopsida; Poales; Poaceae
Exons: 1
Coding region: 137-409 (90 amino acids)
Source: RefSeq, a predicted model, not a curated record